UUGGCACCCACUUGACAGCUGACAGCAUGACAUAAUUUUUUGUUUAUGUCAACAAGCGCUUUUAAACACCAACAAUGCAUUAAACAUUUACGUUUUGUUUAACCGGAAGGCGAUUAAUUCCGAGGUCACCCCGCAACGAUUGUCGUGCCCCCUUGUUGCUCGGAACUUGUACAGAUGAAGCCCUUUGACGUACUUUUGCAACCCGUAGUAACCCACAGUACGGACCGUAUGCACAAUGUAACGCAACUAUGGCAGUUUUCAGUAAGUUCCUUGUUCAUUUAAACCCGAAAAUGUGGCUUGUGGGGGACCUGUCGCCGCCACUGAGCGUGCCCACGGUACUUAGCACCUUCAUUAUUUGCAUUCUGGGUUUUUAUAUUUUUAAAUGGUUGAGUGGUGACGGGAACGUGCCCAUUAGGGACUCGUCGAAGAACCAUAGCUGGAUUCCAAUUAAAAUAGCCUCAAAGGCUUGGUACUGCUCCAUAUGUGAGUCGUUUCUGAUCAACGGAAUCGGGGUUUACUGUGAUUGUUGUGGGGUGUGCGCGGACCCAGAGUGUGUAAAAAAAGCCAACGUGAAGCUCCAGUGUAAGGCAAUCACGAGUAAUAACGAAAAGCAGCUGCACCACUGGGUUAAAGGAAACCUGCCUCUGGGGGCUGUCUGCUGCCUCUGCAACGAAGACUGCUCCAUGGAGCCGGGCCUCAUCGACUACCAGUGCUGCUGGUGCCAGCGCACGGUUCACACCUCUUGUCUGUCCAAGCUCCCCCAAGACUGCGAUUUUGGUCCGUUUCGGAAUAUGAUAGUGCCCCCUUGGUGCGUGCAAGUGGCGCGGCGCAAGGGGGCCCUCAAUAAGCACCUUCUGCUAAGGGGUGUCAAAGACCCGGGGUGGAAAAACUGGACGCCGCUGGUCGUCGUUGCUAACAAAAAGUCGGGCAAUAACGACGGCGCCGUCGUGUUGUCGGAGUUCCGAAAGUAUCUUAAUCCGGUCCAGGUGGUCGAUCUUAGCUCUAGGAAGCCGGCGGCGGCGCUGCAGUGGGCGGUGUUGCUAGCGCCGAAGGAGGUGUGGAUGUUGGUUGGGGGCGGCGACGGGACGGUGGCGUGGAUGUUGACGGCGUCGCAUAAGCUGGAUCUGGAUCCGGAACCGCCACUAGCGAUCGUGCCACUAGGAACAGGAAACGACUUAAGUCGGGUCUUGGGCUGGGGGAGGGAGAACCCGCCGGAGUUGGACGUGGGGGAGAUCUUAAGGAACAUGCAGGAGGCGCGGGUGGCGCAGCUGGACAGAUGGAAAGUGGAGAUAACCUCCUCGAGACACCUGGGGCUCCGCAUCCCCAACAAAACUCUGUAUAUGUAUAAUUACAUAGGCAUCGGAGUGGACGCCCAGGUCGCUUUGAACUUCCACAAAACUCGAGACAGCCUGUUUUAUGUGUUCAGUAGUCGAAUUUUUAAUAAAAUACUAUAUCUGUGUUUUGGUACACAGCAAGUCGUCACUUCCGUCUGCAAGAACUUGGAACAGAAACUCGAGGUGUAUUUAGACGGCAAACAAAUCGACUUGCCUGAGUUAGAAUCCAUCGUUAUUUUAAAUAUACCGUCGUGGGGUGCUGGGGUUAACCUGUGGGGGUUGUUAGGGAACACGUUCGGUCGACCAUCGCAAUCAUAUCAUGACGGGAUUCUGGAGGUUUUGGGGAUUUAUUCGUCUUUUCAUAUAGCGCAGCUGCAGAUGGGGUUGUCGACGCCCGUCAAACUAGGUCAAGCCAAAACCGUUGAGGUGCGUCUCAAAGCGAAGUCGCCCAUCCAGAUCGACGGCGAGCCGUGGGAGCAACACCCAUGCAUGCUUAAAGUCACCCUCGUCAACAAAUGCCCAGUACUUAUCAAUCAAAGUAGAAACUAAACGAACCGAUGCAUUUAUCCAAGUAUUAUAUCGCCAAGUUGCCAUUUUAUCAAGUUCUGACUAUAGCCGUUUUCAUAUUCCAGUACAAAUUCUAACCAAGUUGAUGGUUAUCGUAGUUGUGAUGUUAUUUAAGUAUCAGAUGUUUUAAAACUUGUUUAUGUUGUGAUAAUAAAACGAAACGCUUGUCUCAUGCUUUAUUUACAAAA
Molecule: messenger RNA, 2089 nt
Organism: Zophobas morio
Lineage: Eukaryota; Metazoa; Arthropoda; Insecta; Coleoptera; Tenebrionidae
Product: diacylglycerol kinase epsilon-like
Exons: 9
Coding region: 249-1883 (544 amino acids)
Molecular function (GO): ATP-dependent diacylglycerol kinase activity
Source: RefSeq, a predicted model, not a curated record